AUGUCCGCGACCUCCACUCUCCGCAAUGGAAACGGACAGUUCCACGACGAAGAGUCUAUUCUCGAGGGUGUCUAUGGAGAAGUAUCGACUGGCGAGAUGCUCGCAGUUAUGGGCCCAUCAGGUGCAGGAAAGUCCACGCUCCUCGACCUUUUGGCCCGUAGGACCACGCCGAGCGCCGGAAACGUCUCACUCAAUGGAGAGAAAAACUUCGACAUCAAGCCCCUGGCAUCCUACGUUGAACAGAGUGAUGCGCUUUUGGGCGUGCUUACAGUGAAAGAAACCCUGUACUUUUCUGCUCGCCUCAGCUUGGAUCCCUCGACUCCGGCCGAUGUCAUCCAUAAGCGCGUCGGGGCCACCCUUCGUGACCUUGGCCUCACCGAAGUGGCCGACAACCGCAUCGGGACCGCGAUUCAACGCGGAGUGUCGGGCGGUCAGAAGCGCCGCGUGACUAUCGGCGCAUCGCUCGUCACUCUCCCUCGAAUUCUCUUCCUUGACGAACCGACUAGCGGCCUAGAUUCCCGGACAAGCACCGAAGUGCUGUCUGCGAUCAAAACAUUUGCACAGCGUCAUGGAGUGAUAGUGAUUGCGACGAUCCAUCAGCCGAACUGGGAGACGUUCUCUCUCUUCGACAAGCUGCUCCUUCUCGCCCAUGGAAAAGAAGUAUACUAUGGCCCCAUUAGCCGCCUGGACGCAUAUCUCGCCGAUGGCCUCACCCAUCCCGUCCCUGUUCACGCAAACCCCUCCGAUCACGCGCUCGAUGUCGUCAACACGGACUUUAUGGCUGACUCGGACGAAGCCCUCACACACGUCACACACAUCGAACAAGCAUGGAGAGACUACGCCGCUCGCAAUCCACAAUAUCAUAUGCUCAAUGCGCGCUCCGGCGAGAGCGCCCUCCAAAUGCAGCCGGGUACCAAGUAUGUUCAAGGUUUCAAGGUCGGAUUGAGCAGGACGUGGUACCUCAUCCAGCGGAACUGGAUCAACUACAGCCGCAACUUGCUCGCUUAUGGCGUGCGGCUGGGAAUGUACCUCGGAAUGGGCAUCUUGCUCGCCACCGUUUGGGUCAAUCUCCCUCAGACCUCUGCCAAAAUCAACGACCGCCUUUCCGUUCACUUCUUCUCCGUCGCGUUUCUCGGUUUCAUGUCCGUCGCUGGCAUCCCCGCCUUCCUCGAGGAACGCCAGGUCUUCAUCCGCGAGCGCCUCAACGGUCAGUACGGCGCUGGGCCCUACGUCCUCGCCAACUCUCUCGUCACGCUCCCCUACCUGUUCGCCUGUGCGCUGCUCUUCGCGGUGCUCAGCUACUGGUCGAUCGGGCUCCACCCGGGUGCGGGCCCUUUCUUCCGCUUCCUCGGGAUCCUCUUCCUCGCUGUGUACGCGGCCGAGAGCCAGUCUGCGCUGAUCGCGGCGAUGGUGCCGAUCUUCGUCGCGGCGCUCGCCCUCGCGAGCUUCCUGAACGGGUUCUGGAUGUGCGUCGGCGGGUACUUCAUCAAAGCGGUCAACCUGCCACGCUUCUGGUAUUACUGGGCGCACUUCAUCGACUUCCAGACGUAUGCUUUCGAUCUGCUGGUGUAUAACGACCUCAGGGGCCUGACGUUCGCGUGCGAGACGCUCGCCGACGGGUCAUGCUUCUGCGAUUACCCGUCUUCGCUUAUCGCGCAAGGCCAAUGCGCGCUUGCUGGGGAAGAUGUGCUUAAUUGGCUCGACAUCAACGGGAUCUCGUUCAAGCUGUACGCGUCUAUUCUCCUGAUGAUCGCCCUGGUCUACCGCCUUCUUUUGUUCAUCGUUCUCUCUGUGAAGAAGCGGUAG
This is a messenger RNA of Epithele typhae, 1806 nucleotides long. Its product is annotated as P-loop containing nucleoside triphosphate hydrolase protein. The record is from RefSeq and is a predicted model, not a curated record. Gene Ontology annotation, cellular component: membrane. Bases 1 to 1806 code for a protein of 601 amino acids. NCBI's taxonomy places the organism in Eukaryota, Fungi, Basidiomycota, Agaricomycetes, Polyporales, Epitheliaceae. Gene Ontology annotation, molecular function: ATP hydrolysis activity; ABC-type transporter activity; ATP binding. The transcript has 11 exons.